AUGUCCUCCCGUGAGCGUGAUGGUGGUAGAUCGAGGGAUAAGCUCCGGCGUACUCGUGAUUUCCCGUCCAAGAGCAGGGGUAAACGUGCUUCGAACGAGCGGAGCUCUCAUAAACACGGAAAAUGGUCCAAAUCGUCAAGCUCAUCGGAUUCGGAGAUUUCCCUUCCACCUGAAGAAAUUCAAAAGCUCAAGGAAAUGGUCCGACAGAAGAAGGCAAUUAUGAAGGAACUGGAAACUCCAGAAGAAAAACGUGCCCGUCGAAUGGCCAAGAAAGAGCGCAAGGAGCGCCGUCGUCGAGAAAAACUUGGCUGGGGCAAGGACUAUCUCGGUUACACAAAUGAAGAUAAUCCAUUUGGGGAUCGACACCUAUCAGAAACAUUCGUUUGGCGCAAAAAGAUUGAUGAUAAGGGUCUCUCUCACCUUGAUGGUGCGCGACUGCAAACGCUGCAAGCACAGAAGAUGGAAGAAAAUAGGCGGGAGCUGGAGAAUGUCCGCCGACGACGGCUGGAGAGAGAAAGAGAGAAGGAGGAGAGAGAAAAGGAGUUGGAAAUGCUUCAGCGUGAAAGAGAGGCCGAGUACUAUAAGUCUUGGGGACAACAAGAAGAUACGUUUCACUUAGAGCAAGCAAAGCUGCGCUCACGCAUCCGAAUCGCCGAUGGUCGUGCCAAGCCGAUUGAUUUACUUUCGAAAUAUAUAGCUGAUCAGGAUGAGGGUGCACAGAACAUGACCAAUGGUGGCGACAUAUCUAGCGCUAUCGAGGUGAUGGAACCGACGCAAUUUUUGGUCGGGCUGAGCAUCGAUGAUCUGGAGGAUCUACUGGUCGACAUAAAGAUUGUGUACAUGGAACUUGAGAAGGGUCAGAACGUGGAGUACUGGCGGGACAUGACGGUGAUAGUGGAGGACGAACUGCGGCGUCUGAGGCAAGAUGAGGAUGCAGAAGGAGGCGGAGGAAGACACACUUCGGUCAACAUUAGUAACUCCGUUCUACAGUCAGUUGCUGACACACUCAAGUCCAAAACUUACGCUCAGCUAGCAGCUCUUGAACGACAGAUUCAACCUAAAUUGCAUGGUGGCGAGGGCGUGGAUGUUGGGUACUGGGAGACGCUAUCGCAAUUCGUGGCUGCUCAGAUGGCUCGAACACGCCUCCGUGAAAGGCAUCAGGAGCAUCUUCGCCGUAAACUCGCUUUCCUUCAGCAAAAUCAGGGGAUUUCCAGUGCGAGUAACGAUUCCAAUCCCAUUUUCCCCAGUGGCUCUGGGUCCACAUACAAUAUGGUCGAGCAGAUUCGGGAGUUGCAACAACAAGCUGUCUUUAAAAUGCAGAGAGAUGAAGGACAGCAGUUGGGAGAGGCCAAGAAGGGGCCUGAGGAUCCCUCGGCUCCGGCGAAUCAAGAAGAAAUUGAGCCUACUCCAGGCCCUUCCACGGCACAACCGGAAGCGCCGGGUGUUUCUAAUCAGCCAGACCCGUACGAUUCUUCACUUUAUUCGCCUGUUCUACUGGAUCAGUCAGAUGUAGAGAUUGACGCUGUGUUAUACGAUGCGCAAGAUGAUCGUGCCAAGUUGGAGUAUCAGAGGAAGGAUGUGAUGCACACCGGAGCCCUGCGCAAGACUGCCGAAGAGGAAUUAAUGAAACGAGCUCGUGAGGGUGUGGAAGAGGGGGAUGCAGAAUUCAGCGUACUGGCACCACUGGAGGAUCAGUCAUUUCUCUGGUCCGACAAGUACCGUCCGCGUAAACCGCGCUUCUUCAAUCGUGUGCACACGGGCUUCGUGUGGAACAAGUACAAUCAGACUCACUACGAUCUGGAUAAUCCCCCACCAAAAGUGGUCCAAGGCUACAAGUUCAAUAUCUUCUACCCCGAUCUUAUCGAUAUGACCAAGACACCCACGUACACGCGAAUACCUUGCGACGGUGAGCCCGACUUCGAGAUUCUCCGCUUCAUUGCAGGUCCGCCUUACGAGGAUAUCGCCUUUAAGAUCGUCAGUCGUGAGUGGGAGUACUCGUACAAACACGGGUUCCGGUGCCAAUUCCACAACACCAUCUUUCAGCUCUGGUUCCACUUUAAACGCUUCCGAUACCGCCGAUAG
This is a messenger RNA of Echinococcus granulosus, 2082 nucleotides long. RefSeq lists its product as hypothetical. Gene Ontology annotation, cellular component: spliceosomal complex; cytoplasm. The record is from RefSeq and is a predicted model, not a curated record. The coding region runs from base 1 to 2082 and encodes 693 amino acids. NCBI's taxonomy places the organism in Eukaryota, Metazoa, Platyhelminthes, Cestoda, Cyclophyllidea, Taeniidae. Gene Ontology annotation, molecular function: protein binding. The transcript is spliced from 6 exons. Gene Ontology annotation, biological process: mRNA cis splicing, via spliceosome.